Pisolithus orientalis is the source of this 513-nucleotide messenger RNA. RefSeq lists its product as uncharacterized. NCBI's taxonomy places the organism in Eukaryota, Fungi, Basidiomycota, Agaricomycetes, Boletales, Pisolithaceae. Bases 1 to 513 code for a protein of 170 amino acids. The record is from RefSeq and is a predicted model, not a curated record. The transcript is spliced from 2 exons.
AUGAAAGUCGAAAAGAAAGAGGCACACGUCUCGUUCGCCAGUAUUCCCCAACCAAGCGAACAGGAACGCGCCGCCGCCGCAAAAUCGAUGUCUGGGCUCGUAAGAGCUUUCGCAUGGCCCAUCCAUCGCACGCCGACAGAAAGAUGUAUUUGUGAACACGGAACGAAGAUUCACCUGCCACGGACAUACUUGGCAACGAAAGGAGAGGAUGUGCGACAUGUUCGACGUGGGACAGAUAUCAACCAAUUCGUACACGCGCAUUAUAUGGAGUCGCCUGCGGGCGAGGAGGGAAAGGAGUGGACAAACUUUGUGCAUGCGGAUGAAGUGGUCGCAAGGAGACAUGAGUAUCUUGGCCCUGACCCAAGAGUGGCAGGGUACUUCUUCGACAAGACCGGGGAGAUACAUAUCCGUUGGUGGGAUUCGUUCUUGAAGGAUCAGUGGAUGGACAGAGACAAAUGGACACUCGGCGUCGCUAUGGAUCCGUCAGGGAAAUGGGUGGUUAAGGAAGAGUAG